UUCCACUUCCUUAAGAAUUAUUAUAAGACCUGUUGCAGUUUAGAGAACUUAAUUCGUUGGUUGGUUUAUUUAUUGAUGCAAUGAUGUCUCUUAUUUACAGCACACAAUGCUCAUAAAACCCGAUGAUUAGGCCUCCGAUUAUGGCAGGAUUUGUUGAUCGGAUUAGCAGCCCCGCAAGGCAUUUGUAUUAUUGUGGCUCCAUUAAAGAAAAGAGAACUGGUUUGUUUGAUCUUAAUCCCGACUAAUUCAUGCACUCGCCUGCACAUCAAUUAAAAUUCCAGUUUGCAGUUUCGACCGCUGAUGGCCCAUUGCUAGAUCAAUAAGCAGUCUAUUCGUGAUUCUGGUUUGUCCCGACACAUUUCAGCGGACAGUAUUCAAGGACGAGUCGAAUCAAAGAGGAGCUUUUCUCGCCUUUCCGUGGAGUGGCCGAGCUGCCUGCUCGCAAAGCGGUUUAACGGUAAACGGGAGCUCGGUCGGGUGGAAUCAAACACACCACUGUAAACUCCUGGACGGACUCGUGCCAGAUCAACUUCAGCUCUGCAAACGGAACCUCGAGCUCAUGCACAGCAUCGUGCACGCGGCCAAACUCACCAAAAGCGCGUGCCAGAGCACCUUCAGCGACAUGCGCUGGAACUGCUCGUCCAUCGAGAGCGCGCCUCACUUCACCCCGGACCUGGCUAAAGGCACCCGUGAGGCAGCGUUUGUGUUCUCUCUGGCCGCUGCAGUGGUCAGUCAUGCCAUCGCCCGUGCCUGUGCUUCCGGAGAGCUCCCCAGCUGUUCCUGUGCGCCGGCGCCCUCAGAACAGGCGGCCCCAGAUUUCCGCUGGGGUGGCUGCGGAGAUAACGUUCGCUACGGCCUGCAGAUGGGCUCUGCAUUCUCAGACGCACCCAUGAGGAACCGACGCUCAGGACCGCAGGCUUUUAGACUCAUGCAGCUACACAACACUGCAGUGGGAAGACAGGCACUCAUGGAUUCUCUAGAGAUGAAGUGCAAAUGUCACGGUGUUUCUGGCUCGUGCUCUGUGAAAACCUGCUGGAAGGGCCUUCAAGACAUCAACAGCAUCUCAGCCGACCUCAAGUCUAAAUACCUGUCUGCCACCAAGGUCAUUCCGCGCCAGAUCGGCACCCGCCGACAGCUAGUCCCCCGUGAGAUGGAGGUCAGGCCGGUCGGAGAGAAUGAACUUGUCUAUCUGGUCAGCUCGCCUGAUUACUGUUCGCAGAACGCCAAGCAGGGGUCAUUCGGAACCAUAGACAGGCAGUGUAACAAGACUGCGACCGGCAGUGAAAGCUGUGGACUCAUGUGUUGUGGACGAGGGUAUAAUGCCUAUACGGAGGUGCUGGUGGAACGCUGCCAGUGUAAAUAUCACUGGUGCUGUUACGUGUCCUGCAAAACCUGCCAUCGCACUGUUGAGAGAUACGUCUGCAAGUGACAAACCACCUUAUGGACUGUCUUCAUCGACAGAGAGGCACGGUACAGUGCUGUGUGAAUGUGUAUGAUCUUUUUAAAGCCAUAAGUGAGUGGAUAAUCCUCUCGGAGUGCUGUAAGGAUGGCAUGAAAGUGAAGAAAGAAGAGCCGGAGUUGUGGAAUACGGGAUGGUGAAAGAGUUAAUGAAUGGCUGUAAACAAAGAACCCUGCGGUGAGGCCCUCAAGGCACCCUGCCGAAAAGCAGAGUGAUAAGUAGUGGCCGCUCACAGCAAAACUCAUCAGCUCCGGGACUGAGAAAGAGACUUGGGGGGGAGGGUAGAACUGUGCUGGUAAAAAGUUACUUUAUUCAGAUCUGUUUUGGUCAGAUAAAUUUCAUAGGUUACACAGUAGCAAGAGAUGAAAAUCAGAAUGUGUAGUUCGUUUGACUUCAGAAGUUUUAUGCACUCAGUAUUGAUUAUGAAGGUUUUGAUGACACCAUUGUAUUCAUUAAAUGAAAGGUGAAGGCCAUGCCUUUCACCCUGGGAAAACUUGUACAUUUUCUGUAAAAAUGAAAAUUUGUAUUUAUUUUAUUA
Messenger RNA from Labeo rohita (rohu), 1997 nucleotides. RefSeq names its product wnt 11, family member 2 (gene wnt11f2). Gene Ontology annotation, cellular component: extracellular region. Gene Ontology annotation, biological process: canonical Wnt signaling pathway; multicellular organism development; cell fate commitment. Bases 560 to 1429 code for a protein of 289 amino acids. Gene Ontology annotation, molecular function: frizzled binding; cytokine activity. The record is from RefSeq and is a predicted model, not a curated record. Lineage: Eukaryota; Metazoa; Chordata; Actinopteri; Cypriniformes; Cyprinidae. The transcript is spliced from 5 exons.